AUGUCAUCCAACGACAGCUCGCAAAUACGUCGCCAAAUUGGAUUCUUCCAGAAGCAGUUAAAAAAUACGAAUCAUCAAUCACAGCUACAUUUAAGGAGUACCGAAAUCGAACAACACGACUUCCGCCAUCUGGACAACGAUGAACUCGAGUCGUUUCGCAAUGAGAUCGUCCCGUUAAGAAGAAGCUUUCUGAAAGCUUAUCAGAAAAUAACGAAACUACAUGAUGAAUGGGUCACGCUCCAAGAUUCCAAAGAAGGUGAACAAGCAAUUUUCGAUGACUAUAUAUCCAAAUAUGGUGACUAUCGUGAAUCAAUUACUACUUCGGUGAAUCGCCUGGAAAGCCUCGACAGGUUGCUGAAUGCAAUCGAUCAAGAAUACUUUAAACGGAACUUGAAUGUUCCUUCCGAUAUCUCUAAGGCUACCUCACUGGAUGAAUAUGGUAACGAACCAGCAUCAACAAAAGGACCCACCCUGCAUCGUGGUAGUCAACCGCCGCCGUCACGUCAUCCCCCAGCUCCACAAUUUUCGACAGACUCUUCCUUGCUCAACUUCGUCGACGCCUCCAUAAUAACCAAAAUGGAACUCCCUACAUUCGAUGGCAACCUCCUCGACUACCCUGAGUUUGCAUCACGGUUCGCCACACUGGUCGGCAACAAAACUCAGUUGGACAACACAACUAAACUCUCUCUGCUCAAGUCAUGCUUACGAGGCCGUGCACUGCAAUCAAUUCAAGGACUGUCGAUGAUGCCAGAAAACUACGCAAUCGCCAUGGAUAUACUACGAACGCACUACGACGACAAAGUUACGAUGAAGCACAUCCUCUACACCAAACUGGCACAGCUCCCCGACUGCGAUCCUAAAGGACGUCAACUUCAAACACUGUACAAUCGCAUGUUUGCUCUCAUUCGACAAUUUUCUGACAACAAGGAUGACUCCAACAAGACGGCUUUAGGAGCAAUCUUACUCAACAAACUACCUGCAAGAGUGAAGAGCAGAAUAUAUGAUAUGACAUCAAAUUCUCACAACCUCUCGCCGAGUGAACUGUUGCGCCUGCUCACUGAAAUUGUACGCAAGGAUGCAAUUCUAUCCGAAAUGAACUAUCAUUCCAGGCCACAACAACCGCAACAGGACCAGUAUGGAAGUUUUCAUAUUACUAUGAAGCCGAAAAGUCAACGCCAACUCACGUCACCACGUUCCAGGCCAAGAAUUAAGCCGUGCCCGUACUGCAAUAAUAGCUACCAUUCACCUAUUUCUUGUGAUUUAUAUUCAACUCCUCAUCAAAGAAGCCUACGAGUGAAAGAACUACGCCACUGCUUCAAUUGCUUAUCCAAUCAACAUCCUACGAGGGACUGCCGAUCCAGUAGCAAGCGUCAUCGUUCGUCAUUGUGCUUCUCUCGAGGACAACCUUCACGUCAAAAUAUAAUUUCUACACGCGGAACAACUCAUAACUCCUACUCAAAACGUAGCCAACCUCAUCAACAAAGUGUACACGUUGUCGAGACAACUCAAAAUGGAACAAGGGAUCUCAAUCACAAAAGUCCUGAGACUGCUACUGCCGCGUGCUCAUUUGCCGUUCCACCGAAAUCAAAACAUGAACGUUCCCCACAGACCACACUCCGGUGCACUCCGGUACUCCUUUUUAAUCCUUCUCGUCCUUCUCUAGAAACUACAAUGACAGUACUGACUCCGGUUCCAGCCAAUCAUAUAUUACAAAAGAUUUGGCCGAAUUUCUCCUGCUUUCUAUCUUAUCAACUCAAGACAUAUCCAUGUCAACCCUUGGGACCACCACUCCUCUUCAACUUACCUCAGGUGACAAUGUUAUUGGCAUCCUUGUGGAAAACGGAGAAAAGUAUAAUAUUCUGA
Haemonchus placei is the source of this 1863-nucleotide messenger RNA. Lineage: Eukaryota; Metazoa; Nematoda; Chromadorea; Rhabditida; Trichostrongylidae. The record is from the annotation of a GenBank genome assembly.